Messenger RNA from Puccinia graminis f. sp. tritici CRL 75-36-700-3, 591 nucleotides. RefSeq lists its product as uncharacterized. The coding region runs from base 84 to 545 and encodes 153 amino acids. The transcript is spliced from 2 exons. The record is from RefSeq and is a predicted model, not a curated record. Lineage: Eukaryota; Fungi; Basidiomycota; Pucciniomycetes; Pucciniales; Pucciniaceae.
CGCCCGAGCCCGUUCUCUGUCAAAACUGUUAGAACACCUCAUCUCGUUCACAAUCUCGAAAUAAAAGCAAGAAGCAAACAGACAUGGUCCACCCAGUGAUGGAAGCAGCGCGUCGAAAACUUGUCCGCAAACUGGUCCACCGGACAAUGGUGAAGGACAAGAAGAAGUCGAAGUCGAAGUCGAAGUCACGGUCGCGUCCGAGUCAAAGCACCAACCAUGUGAUGGCAUUCGUGGAUCCGCAAGCGAAGAAAAGAGCAUGGCAAGAGAUGAUAAGGCAGUAUUCCAAUGGCCUCAUCAAGGCCCGUCAUCCGAGAGUCUUGACAUUGGAGUUACAGCGAAAAGAGAAGGUCCACAAACCCCGCGGGACUCCGGCUAGGAUCAGUAACCAUUCGCAAGGCGAAUUUCUCAGACGAAGCACCCGACAACCUCAUCCAAGAAAUCCUCCUCUUGAUCCUACCCGCGACCAGCUCAUUGCAGUCCCUCGCAGUGAGAUGUCCGAUGAAGACGACGAUGAUGGGUUUUUAAUCGAACGUGAUCUUUCUUGAUUGAUCAUCGUCCCUUCGAAUGUAUUUCCUCCCUUAAAGAAUCGAU